Pelagomonas calceolata is the source of this 2541-nucleotide messenger RNA. The record is from the annotation of a GenBank genome assembly. Lineage: Eukaryota; Pelagophyceae; Pelagomonadales; Pelagomonadaceae.
UGGAGCUCGCAAAUGGGGCGAGACGAGCAGCAAAGUGCUGCCCUUUCCGAUGACGGCUGGGCUGCUGCAGCCCGCGGUCAUCAUGCUGCGUAGUAGCAACUCGUAAAAAGAGUUAUCAUGCGCAGCUACACCGUGCUGCUAGCCGUGCUCAUCACAGCAGCCCAGGCCCAAGACGAGCCGCUGCCGCCGACCGGUUUGCCGCUCCUCGACGACGCGGUGGAGCAGUGUUCGCACAGUGGCGCGCUCGAAUGCUACGCGCUGCUCGCGGAGGUCGCGGAGAGGCUGCCCGGCGAGGCGUGGCCGCAGUUUUAUCUCGGGUUGGUGCUGCACCAGGGCGGCAUCGACGCGGCGGAAGCGACGCGCGCCUACGAGCGGGCGCUGGCCCUCGACCCGGGGCACGUGGACGCGCUCUGCAACCUGGGCAAGAUGCGCAGCGACGCGGUGCGCGCCGAGGGGCCGUCCGACGCCGCCGUGGCGCUGUGGACGCGGGCCCUGGAGAUCGACCCGCGGCACCGCAUGGCGCGCGUGAACCUGGCGCUGGACCUGCACCGGCGGGGGCGCUUCGACGCGGCGACGGUCCACUGGGACGAGCUUUUGAGGAGGCACCCGGCGGACCCCGAGGUCCUCUACAACGCGGGCGUGACGCGCGCGCACCGCGGCGAGGUCCCCGUCGCCGCGGACCUGUACCAGGCCUGCCUCGAGCGCGCGCCGGACCACGUCGAGGCGCGGAUCAACCUGGCGGCGCUCUACCACAAGCACGGCACGCCGCGCGACGCCGUCGAGCACUACCGCCGGGCCCUGGACUCGCUGCGCCGCGUCGGCCCCGCGCUCGGCGAGGACGGCGACCCGGCCGACGCGGAGACGAUGAUCCACGGCAACCUGGGCGUCGCGCUGACGCAGCUCGGCGAGGGCGACGAGGCCGUCGCGGCGCACGCCGCGGGCCUGCGCAUCGCCGAGGCGCGCGGCAUGGUCGACGCGGCCGACCAGGCCCGCACGCACCUGCUCAAGGCGCGCGUCCCGCACUGCGACUGGGUCGCCCGCGAGGCCAUGCUCGCGGAGAUCCUGGACGUCGACCGCCGCCGCAUGGACCGCGGCGAGCGGCCCGCGCUGCUACCCUUCGACACGCUGCUCGUCGACAUGCCUCCGCGCGCGCGCAUGCGGCACGCCGUCUACACGUCCCGGGCCCUGGAGCACUACGGCGACCUGCUGCCGCCGCCGGCGCCGAGCGAACCCAACGGGACGCUGCGCGUCGCCUACAUGUGCUACGACUUCAACGACCACCCGACGGCGCACCUCGUCGAGGGCCUCUUCCGCUGGCACCGGCGCUUCAAGGACGCGUUCCGGUCGGCGCGGGGCCCGCGGGCGCUCGAGGCCGUCGCGGCGCUGGGCUACGGCAAGGACGACCACUCCGACUACCGGGACGCGAUCGCGGCCGACGCCGACGCGUUCAUCAACGACCUGGCGCUGCUGGGCCACGUCGACGCCGUCGUCGCGAGCCGCGACUUCGGCGCGCAGAUCGUCGUGGACCUCCAGGGGCACACGCUGGGGACGCGCAUGGAGCUCUGCAUGGCGCGCGUCGCGCCCGUGCAGCUGGCCUACCUCAUCUACCCGGGCACGUCCGGCGCGUCGUGCCUCGACGGCGCGGUCGUCGAUCCGAUCGUCGUGCCGCCCGAGGCGGCGCGCGUCUACACCGAGCGGCUCGUCUACCUGCCGGGCACGUACCAGGUGAACGACUACGAGCGCCACGCGGCCGUCGCCACGUACGCGGCGGCGCCCGACGCCCGCGCGGCGCACGGCCUGCCGCCGAGGCCCUUCGUCGUCUUCUGCAACUUCAACAAGGUGGACAAGCUCGACCCCGCGUCCUUCGGCCUGUGGAUGAACGUCCUGCGCCGCGCGCCCGGCUCGGUCCUGUGGCUGCUCCGGCCCAAGGGCCGCCAGUUCGACCACGUCGCGGCGAACCUCGAGGCGGAGGCGGCGGCGCGGGGCGUGCACCCGGCGCGGCUGGUCUGGGCGGACCGGGUCCCGAAGGCCGAGCACCUGCGGCGCCACGCGGCCGCCGAUCUCCUGCUGGACACGCUCAUCUACGGCGCGCACUCCACGGCGACGGACGCCCUGCGCGGCGGGCUGCCGCUCCUGACGGUGCGGGGCGAGCAGUUCCCGCAGCGCGUGGGCGCGUCCCUGCUGAGCGCGGUCGGGGCGAAUCAGGAGCUACUCGCCGUCGACAGCCUGCGGGACUUUGAGGACCUCGCGGUCUCGCUCGCGGGGACGCGGCGCCUGCGGGCGCUGCGGGCGCGGCUCGCCGACGAGGGCCGCGCGUCCCGGCUCUUCGACACGCGCGCCUUCACGCGCGACCUCGAGCGGGCCUUCCACGCGGUCUGGGAGGGCCACGCGCUCGCGGGGAGGCUCGCGCACCACGUCGUGGUGCUGGAGGACGUCCUUCCGGAGCCGGCGUUGAAGCCGUUUCACGGCGGGCCGCUGCCGAGCUUCGAGAGCGUGUUGCCGGGGGCUUGGGCGUCAACUGGGGAUGUGGGGGUGCGGUGA